Hydatigera taeniaeformis is the source of this 381-nucleotide messenger RNA. Lineage: Eukaryota; Metazoa; Platyhelminthes; Cestoda; Cyclophyllidea; Taeniidae. The record is from the annotation of a GenBank genome assembly.
AUGUCCAGCCGUCAUCGGGGAUUGAGCAGGAGCGAGGAGGAACGUGCUCGGUUGGGAGCUCAUCCACACGGUCACCGCAAACCCAGUAGUAGUGGCAGCAGUCAUCGUAGUCGCAGCGCCCACUCCUCAUCCGUGGCACCCGAAGUAGGGAUUGCAGAAGAGGUCCCCGGCCGACCGCUCUCCGCUAAUUAUGCACUGCGCCCAUUGCCUCCACCUCCCUCACCAACCAGGUAUCACUUUGGCUGCCUCUUGCGCAGCAGCCUGCCUCCUAUGCCGUCCAGUCUGGUCGAGAAGAUCAAUUGUGCUGGCUCCAGAGCUUCUCACCACGCCAACUCCAAAGGCCUUCCAUCAGGAGAAGACGUGAGACCAAUUUACCCUUGA